Cannabis sativa is the source of this 1367-nucleotide messenger RNA. RefSeq lists its product as uncharacterized. The transcript is spliced from 7 exons. Gene Ontology annotation, molecular function: protein binding. Gene Ontology annotation, cellular component: cytoplasm. The coding region runs from base 232 to 879 and encodes 215 amino acids. Gene Ontology annotation, biological process: cytoskeleton organization; cell surface receptor signaling pathway. NCBI's taxonomy places the organism in Eukaryota, Viridiplantae, Streptophyta, Magnoliopsida, Rosales, Cannabaceae. The record is from RefSeq and is a predicted model, not a curated record.
UCUCAUCAAGAUAUGGGGGAUAACGAAGACAAUAAUAGGUGACGUGUACGAAAAUCACAGAGACAGCUGCGGUUACAAUUCGAUACAGAUCCCCAAAUUCCCGCACUCCACUUUCGACUACAGGUAAGAAAUCUUAAAAUCCCAAACCCAAACCCAAACCCUAGAAUCUUUCCACUUUCCACUCUCCUAAUUUAUUUUUCACUACUUUUCUUUUUCUAGUGGUGCUCAAUCAUGGACGUCGAUCCUCGCCACUACGAUCACGUUGUAAUCAGUGAAAAUGACAUUCACAACAUUGUUAUAUCAUACCUUGUUCAUAACUGCCACAAAGAAACUGCAGAGUCAUUUAUUGCUUGCACUGGGAUGAAGCAGUCUGCUAAUUACAUUGAGGACAUGGAGAAAAGGAAAAGAAUUAUAAAUUUUGUAAUGGAGGGUGAUGUGCUGAAGGCCAUUGAACUGACAGAACAGUUUGCCCAUGACUUACUGGAGAAGAAUAUUGAUUUGCAUUUUGAUCUUUUGAGUCUUCAUUUUGUUAAUCUUGUAAUCUCUAGAAAAUGCACAGAAGCUUUGGAAUUUGCCCAGACCAAGUUGACCCCUUUUGGAAAGAUGGAUAAAUAUGUUCACAAGCUUGAAGACUUUCUUGCUCUGCUUGCUUAUGAUGAACCGGAAAAAUCUCCAAUGUUUCAUUUUCUCAGCCCAGAUUAUCGACAGGAAGUCGCAGAUACUUUAAACCAGGCAAUUCUUGCACAUGCAAAUCUUCCUAGCUAUACUGCAAUGGAAAGGCUCAUAAAGCAGACAACUGCUGUCAGGCAGUGCUUAAGCCAAGAGACUGAAAAGGACGGGUUUCCCCCAUUUUCUUUGAAAGAUUUUCUAAGAAGCUAAUGGAGGAAAUGUAUGCGAGGAUUACUGGCAUUAGGCAGUUGCCUUUGGUAUGUAACGUAGUAUUUAUCAAUCAUGGUCACUAGCAAAAGUUGCUGAGGUUACUGUGAAUGGGAUUGGCUCAAACUCUGCUAUUUGGUUUUGUCUUUAUGGGUUUUGAUCCAAUUCCAGUCCAAGGGUUGUGUAAUGUUGCUUACUCAAACUCUGCUAAUUAAUCGUGGUUCUAUGAAACUCUCUUCCAUAUGUGGUUCAACAGCUCUACUUUUCCUUUGUUCUCCCCAUUCUGUUGAAAAUUUAGCCUGCCAAUAGGGAGAGAAAAAAAAAAAAUUCCCACCAAUUUGUGCUAUUUGGAUUUCGUAAAGAGAGGCACAAGGACUUCGGAUGGUUAGUGUGUUGAAAGGUCCCAUAUGGUUUUUUGUCAACAUUGGUGUAUUUAUAUGGGUGGAUUUUAUGUGUUUAUUUAAAAUUGGAAGAAUUAAGUAUUUGGUAAA